Molecule: messenger RNA, 562 nt
Organism: Acaulospora morrowiae
Lineage: Eukaryota; Fungi; Glomeromycota; Glomeromycetes; Diversisporales; Acaulosporaceae
Source: the annotation of a GenBank genome assembly
AACGAAGAAUUUUUCAACGAUACAAGUCCUUUUGAUACAUCGACAAGAAAUAAGAAGGUGGUGGCUCAACAACCUCCACGUCCAACCACCCCUCAUGCAAACAAGAAGGACUUUAUUUCGAGAAACAAAAACAUGGUCUCAUCCAUAAUCACCAAGCCUCCGGUGUCGCCAAUUAACACCGGCAAACAACAACUGCCUCAACGUUCGGUGGCAAAUUCCCAAUCGUCUGCGCGAAAUGUUGCUCGUUCUGCUACCCCCAAACCGGACAAGAAAAAAAGUGCCCAGUCCACGGCUGUCCCUUCCAAUGAUAGGAUGUCAGCUUCAUCCGUUCGUCGUCCGGCUUCACCCCCGACCACCACUCAACAUCUCUCGGCUCACCGUCUCUCUCACGUUCGUGCUGACUCUCCUGACAAUGGGUUGCGCGAGGAAAAUAAAAAAUUGAAACGUCGCCUGGUUGAAGCCGAAGAGUUGUUGGUUGAGAAGCAACGCGAAGUGAACGAGUUGGAAGACCUCAGGGAUAUUUUAGUAGAUGAGAAUCGUGAAUUAAAAGAAGAAUUGGAAC